Trichoderma aggressivum f. europaeum is the source of this 1251-nucleotide messenger RNA. RefSeq names its product CAZyme family GT50. Lineage: Eukaryota; Fungi; Ascomycota; Sordariomycetes; Hypocreales; Hypocreaceae. Gene Ontology annotation, cellular component: membrane; glycosylphosphatidylinositol-mannosyltransferase I complex. Bases 1 to 1251 code for a protein of 416 amino acids. The transcript is spliced from 3 exons. The record is from RefSeq and is a predicted model, not a curated record. Gene Ontology annotation, molecular function: GPI mannosyltransferase activity; alpha-1,4-mannosyltransferase activity. Gene Ontology annotation, biological process: GPI anchor biosynthetic process.
AUGUCAUCUUCAACCCUGUCUUCGUUACUUCGCCCGGCUCCCCUAUUCUCCAUCGCUGCCAUCCUCCGUCUCGUUCUUCUUCUCUACGGCACCUGGCAAGACGCCCACUCUGCCGUCAAAUACACGGAUAUCGACUACCUCGUCUUCACUGAUGCCGCGCGCUACGUAUCCAAUGGCCUCAGUCCGUAUUCCAGAGAGACAUACCGGUACACGCCCCUCCUGGCAUGGAUGCUAGUUCCCACCGCCAAGGCUCAUCUCUUCUCCUUUGGCAAGGUCGUGUUUGCUCUGGCAGACCUGCUUGCCGGAUGGCUGAUUGUCAGGGUGCUGAGGAAGCAGAGGGGCAUGAGCGCCGAGAGAGCCGGUGCAUUUGCCGCCAUAUGGCUUUGGAACCCCAUGGUGGCGACCAUUAGCACCAGAGGCAGCUCCGAGGGUUUGCUGGGCGUUUUGACAAUGGCCUUGUUGUGGGCUGUGGAAGGCAAGAGGAUUGGAGUGGCAGGCUUCAUCUUGGGGUUGAGCGUUCAUUUCAAGAUUUACCCCUUUAUUUAUGCGCCCGCGAUUAUCUGGUGGAUGGAUGAUGAGCAUCUGAGCAAGGCGGUAUCUAAAACGCCAACCUCAUUUGCCGGCGCUGUAAUCAAGUUCCUCUCCCCUCAGAGGAUACAACUCACGCUCAUCAGCUUAUCGACCUUUAUGGGACUCAACGUCCUCAUGUAUUAUAUUUAUGGCACCCCUUUCCUCAUCCACUCUUACUUGCACCACGUCACUCGCAUUGAUCACCGCCACAACUUCUCGCCUUAUAACAUCUUCCUCUAUCUCGCAUCCGCCGACCCAUCGUCCAGCUCCCUCCAUGCAUUCCUCCCCCAAUUGCUCCUCUCAUGCCUCUUUAUCCCCUUUGUCAUUGCCAAAAAGGAUCUUGCCACGUCCAUGAUGGCCCAGACUUUUGCCUUUGUCACCUUUAACAAAGUCUGCACCUCACAGUAUUUCCUAUGGUACAUGAUCUUCCUACCUCUCUACCUUCCUGGAUCAUCCAUGCUUCGUGCCCCUAGUCGCGGCAUCACGGCGUUGUUGCUUUGGGUUCUGGGUCAGGCCGCUUGGCUGCAGCAAGGGUAUGAGCUAGAAUUUCUAGGUAUCAGCACCUUCUUCCCUGGCAUGUGGCUGGCCUCGCUGGCCUUUUUCCUCGUCAAUUGCUGGAUAUUGGGCAUAAUUAUCAGCGACGGGGCAGAGAGGAGCAUUCAAAAGGUGCAUGUGAUGUAG